AUGAAUGAAUCAUCGAUCGCUGCCACUGUCGGCGAAACAUUCCAUCGCCAACCUCCCCAACUUGGCGAAAUCGACUACAUAGUCAUAGCUGUCAUGUUGCUCAUAUCGUCCGGCAUCGGAGUAUAUUUCCGAUUUUCCGGAGGUAAACAAAAAACAACACAAGAAUUCCUGAUGGCCGGACGGGACAUGGCCGUGUGGCCAGUAGCGUUUUCUGUCAUGGCUAGUGGCAAAUCGGCCAUCACCUACCUCGGCGUGCCUUCUGAUAUGUAUGUUUACGGUACAUACUUUGCAUUUGUCAACCUGGGGAACACGUGUGGUGCUCUCGUUGCCGGAUAUCUUUUCCUGCCAGUGUUCUUCCGGACACGUGCUUGCACGACAUAUGAGUAUCUUGAAAAGCGAUUUGGACGUACUCUACGAGUAAUAUGUUCUUUAAGUUUUUCAAUUCAGUCGAUGUUGUACAUUGCUGUUAUUCUUUACGCUCCUGCCUUGGCUUUGAGUGCAGUGACCAACCUUACAAUAUGGAUGUCUGUUGUAUCGGUUGGGGUAGUCUGUACAUUUUAUUGCACUUUGGGUGGUAUGAAGGCAGUUCUUUGGACCGACGUUUUCCAAGCUCUACUUAUGUAUGGUGGCAUGGUGGCCAUGGUCAUCAAAGGCUGUUUGGAUGUUGGAGGCAUUGAAACAGUGAUAUCCAGGGCCAAAGAUGGAGGACGUCUCAUCAUACCAGGAUUCGAACCAGAUUUCACUACACGCUAUACAUUCAUCAACAUUUUUUUCUACGGCUUUUUCACAACGCUUUCUGCUUACGGUGCCAGUCAAAUGCAAGUGCAAAGGCUUCUUACCGUUCGAUCUGUACACAGAGCAAGAUGUGCUCUAUUUUCAAGUCUUCCAAUAACAUUUGUCUUCCAUGUUGUGAACUGUUUAGCAGGAUUGGUCGUUUUUGCUAAUUUCUAUGAUUGUGAUCCUUUGACAUCAGGAGAAGGUGUCAUAUCAAAGCCAGAUCAACUGUUGCCUUAUUUCUCGCUGACGGCCCUUGGAAGUAUUCCUGGGUUGCCUGGCCUUUGCAUUUGCGGUAUGUUAAGCGCCGCACUGAGUACCAUGUCCUCCAUGGUCAACUCGUUAACCACUGUUACAGUUGAAGAUUUCUUCAGGCCGAUGUGCGCCAAGAGAGGGAUGACCGAUGCUUACGCAACGUUCGUCGCCAAGCUCAUUACGUUAGUCUACGGUGGCAUUGGAUUGGUACUAACAUUCGUUGUGGCCAGUUUUGGGAAUGUUCUGCAAGCUUCUACGAUAGUCUACGGUUUGGUAGCAGGGCCAACUCUGGGAGUUUUUCUUUUGGGUGUUCUUACUUCUAGAAGUAAUGAAAAGGGAGCCAUCAUCGGACUGGUGAUGUCUUUGGCCUUGACAGCUUGGAUAAGUUUCGGUGGUGCCGCCACUAAUGUUGCUCAUCCCAGGCUUCCUGUAUCUGUUUCAGGAUGUCCUGGCAGCAAUUCCACUACACCUCUUCCUGAUUUUACGCUGGCGCCUCAGUACCAUAACAAAUCCCAUUAUACAACAGACUGGGAUGUUUUGACGGAGGGUGUUGCUACUGAAGUUUCAAAAGAGUAUGUUUUUCCCUUGUACAGAAUAUCGUACAUGUGGUUUACUCCCAUUGGUGUUAUGGCAACGGUAAUUUUCGGAUACUUGAGCAGUUUAAUUUUCUGUAAAUCUGCUAGUACUGACGAAUAUUUGUUGAGUCCUAUUGCCCAAAAAAUUUUUGGUCUAAAGCCACACCAAACUUAUACAGAUGUUGAGUUGACAAGUGCAAGUGCUUUGUCAAAUGGAACUGUGACGAAGGAAGAACUUAGUUCUUAG
Uloborus diversus is the source of this 1851-nucleotide messenger RNA. RefSeq names its product putative sodium-dependent multivitamin transporter. Lineage: Eukaryota; Metazoa; Arthropoda; Arachnida; Araneae; Uloboridae. The transcript is spliced from 12 exons. Gene Ontology annotation, cellular component: membrane. Gene Ontology annotation, molecular function: symporter activity. The coding region runs from base 1 to 1851 and encodes 616 amino acids. Gene Ontology annotation, biological process: sodium ion transport; transmembrane transport. The record is from RefSeq and is a predicted model, not a curated record.